Molecule: messenger RNA, 811 nt
Organism: Drosophila erecta
Lineage: Eukaryota; Metazoa; Arthropoda; Insecta; Diptera; Drosophilidae
Gene: AIMP3
Product: eukaryotic translation elongation factor 1 epsilon-1
Exons: 3
Coding region: 114-653 (179 amino acids)
Biological process (GO): positive regulation of DNA damage response, signal transduction by p53 class mediator
Cellular component (GO): nucleus; aminoacyl-tRNA synthetase multienzyme complex; cytoplasm
Source: RefSeq, a predicted model, not a curated record
AUAGCACACACUUAUCGAUACUUGCCUGGCGAUUGGUGCAACUCUGCCAAUCUGGAGUAUUAUCGUUUCUUGCAAUUUGCACGCCAAAUAUAAUAACUUUACUUUCGCUGACCAUGUGCGACGUUGCAACAGUGCAGAAGAUAGCCAAUUGCCUGGGCGUCAAUCCCGGCAAGGUGCACCUCAACGAGGAGCAGGUCGUAACGCGCACGAGUGGCCAAAAGAAGAGCGUGGCCGGAUUCGCCACGAUCCUGGAGAGCCUGGCAAGCGAAUCCAAGUCGGAGACCGCACAGAACAGCAGGGCGUCGCGGGAAGUGGAGGCCCAGGUGUACCAGUGGAUCGAGUUUUCCGUGCUCUACGUGGCGCCCGGCUCCAAGGACAAAUACGUGUCCAAGCAGCUUCUCGCGGACUUUAACAAACUGUUCGCCAGCAAAUCCUACCUGGUGGGCCACUUCAUUACGUUGGCCGACCUGGCGGUCUACUAUGCCAUCUACGAUCUUGUGAAAUCCCUCUCGCCGGUGGACAAGGAGGCCUAUUUGAAUCUCUCCCGCUGGUUCGAUCACCUCCAGAACCGCGCGGAUGUGCACCAGGGCGAACCACUGCUGAAUUUCACCACCAUCUACCUGCACGGCUGGGCCACAGGCACCCACAUCUAAGCCCCGGGAACCUUUGCAUCCAUUCUAUCCAGUCACAAGUGCGACACUUAAGUUAUUUAUUUCUAUUGCAUUUCACAAUGUAGUUUUGUGUGUGAUUAUCAUUUAAUGCCAAUGAGAGAGUUCAGCGUUGGAAUAUGAAGAAUCGUUAUUGUAGCCCA